UGAAGCGGCGCAGCAGGUUUAGUCGAAUAGCGGCAGCAGAAUACUUUCACCAUCGAGUUUCAGUCGUUCGGUAGUUGAACUCUUGUACAUACAUCCGUCCUCAGUGAUAUUAUUUACGAAUUGUUGCCAUUUAAAUUGUCCGGGAUUAUGUUCAGUUAGUGUCCCGAAGCCCGGACGAGCCCAACCCGUGUCGGGCCGCGACGUCUCGCUCCCGAAAAAUGUGACUCGCAGUGUUAAUAUUGAAGAAAAGUGACUCUUUAAUACGGACCAUGACAAAUAACGCCUUAACGAGCGUGUAAACGCCUUUCGGGAAACGUCGCGUGAUGCUUUUGCAAAAUGUGAACAUCUUCCUAAGUUCCGAUGCAAGUGCCAUGAAGAAACCCAUUGAAAAUUUGGAAACUGAGCAGAAAGUUCCACAGAAAACCCAGGAAGAAUGCAGUCGCGUUUUGCACAUUUUGGACUCAGCCCCUGCACCAGGAUGGACCGCCCACGUGACCAAAGAAGGACGACUCUAUUAUUGCAACCAUAUAACGCGUUCUGCUGGAUGGCUACCACCGGCAGAUGUCUGGAAAUCUGGCAAAGACUCGCUACCAUACGGCUGGGAAAGGGCUGUAGAUGACACUGGCCGUUCCUACUUCAUCAACCAUGUGAACAAGACCACAACUUACGAGACACCAGUUUACAAAAGUGCGGAGAACCUUCCAAAGCCCAAACCAAGAACAGUGGUUCUGGAACGAUCGGCCAGUUUGGGCUUUGGAUUUGUGGCUGGUUCGGAAAAACCGGUCAUUGUCAGGUUUGUUACUGAAGGGGGACCCAGUGCUAAUGAGCUCCUUCCCGGCGACCAAAUCCUCUCAGUGAACGGGGAAGAUGUGAAAACAGCGCCCCGAGAGCACGUAAUCGCCCUAGUCCGAUCCUGCACUCAUUCCGUUACACUGGAGGUAUGCCAGCCAACCGAGCAACAGGGUGUGCGAAAGUCCACCCUACUUUCUGCCAUGAAACGAGCCCGACUGAGGUCCAAGCCAUCCAGGGUGCGCUUCGCCGAAAGCGUGUGCGUUAAUGGAGCUCCAUUAUUUCCUCCCUCAGCGUUUUCUUUGGGCGAUAUCUGCGUGCCUCAGAUGGCCAACGUCCUCAAAGUGUUCCUGGAGAACGGCCAAACCAAGAGCUUUAAGUACGACGCCUGGACAACUGUCCAGGACGUUGUCAAUUCGCUGCAGUCCAAACUGUGCAUCCAGGCGUCGGAGUACUUCAGUUUACUGGUCGAACAUAUCAAGAGCUUGAAGCGGAAUAAGCUCACUUUGCUUGAUCCGCACGAUUCCAUUGCAAAGAUCGCCUCCCAACCAGGCGCUCAUAAGCUGCGUUGCCUGUUCAGGGUGACUUUUGUGCCGAUCACAGCAGCUUCAUUAGCACAGCGCGACUUAAACGCUUUGGACUAUCUGUACAGUCAAUGCUGUAACGAUGUGAUCCAGGAGCGAUUUUCACCGGAACUCCAAUACGAUACUGGGCUGCGAUUGGCCGCCCUCCACAUGUACCAACACGCCUUAGCAAAUAACAUGCAGGCCAAUAAGCUGACAGUGAAAAUUGUUGAAAAGGAGUUUGGAUUGGAGCGGUUUAUUCCGGCCUCUAUCUUGGACAAUUUAAAGCGGAAAGAAAUCAGGAAGCUGCUGGGCCACUUCCUGAAGCUGCACUCGACUAUGACGGGGUCGGGGAAGCAGCUGACCUCGCUGCAAGUGAAGCUGCACUAUCUGGACAUAGCUAGUCAGCUGCCCAGCUUUGGGGCGAAGUGUUUUAGUGCCGGCCCCAAAGGCGACCUAAUGGAGAAAGUCAUUCUGGUCAGCCCGAAGUUUGGGAUUAGCCAGAUUAUGGGACACCGAAACUCUGUGUUUCAGCCCGUUCCGUUGGCAAACUUGGAGGAGAUGAAGAAAAUUGAAGUGAAAACCGAAGACGAGGUCACACAAAUCGUCCUAAUCACUUUGCACAGCGAUAAAAUCCUGGAAGUGUCUUUGGACGAGAAGGACGCGAUGGAACUCGUCCUGGUCCUCAAAGGCUACUUCAGACUGAUCACCAAUCAGGAGCUGCCAGUGGAUCAAGAAAAAGUCCAGGAACCAGACGAAGAUCUCGCUCCGUCUUACUUGGCACAGCACAAAGUGAUCCCAGAAAAGUGGAGCUACCUGGAACAAAUGUCCAUUAAAAGUGCCACUUUCACAGUUCUGCCAACCUAUCAAGGGGUGAGCAGGAAGACCAACGGCCUCUAUAAUACAGUGGGGCGCCACUCCAAACCCCCCUUGCUCAUCUAUGAUGUGGAUGGGAACAUGAACAACUCCAUAUCGAACCGAAACCAUCGCUAUUUGGGAAACGCUGACUUUGGAUUACAGGGUUUAGGCGAUCGGAGUGAGGUUUCAAGAGAGAUCAGCGCUGAGACCGACAAGUUCUUUGAAGCAUUCUACCCAUCGCAGCCUCUGGAGCACGAUCCCCACAACAUCAACAUUCUCUCCUUAACAUCUGAGUGGCAGGAAACCAGUGUGGACUUCGACAGCGACUCGGAAGAAGGUGGAAAGCUGAAGCACAGCGACUCGCUGAUCCUAUUGAACAAGAUCCACAAGGAGGAGAACAAGCCGUUUAACAGCGGCACCUCCGAGCUUCUGAAGCAGUUGCAGUCGGAGAGCGACAACGAUUCACUCUACACGCCGCACGAUUCUCCCAAGUUAAAAAAGGAGGAAAGCGCGAUGAAUUUUCGCAGUCAGAACAUGAGCUUUGGGCUGCGCUCACCAAAUACCCUGGACAAUCACAACGAGGAGUUCCAGGAGUAUUUGCAAAGGAUUUGCGACUUGGAGAACACCGAGUCAAGCAUUCUGAACUCCAUCAAUGGCAUGUUUGUGUUUGAUCCUGAUAUUAUUGAUCUUACCUUCAUUCCUCCACCGCUUACACCCGAUGAACUAGACUCUGCUCUGCCAACCUCCAUCAGCGUUCCUCCCAAGUCUUUUGCUGAUUCUAUGGAACGUCUGGAUAUUCUGGAUUUGAAUGAAAACCAGGAUUUGGAGGACUUUUUGGCUAGAGUGAGCGUGCCGCCACCUAUCCAGAAAGUUACACCCGCCAUGGAACUAACUCCAGAGGAAAUAAUGGCGUACAUUAUUCCGCCACCCCCAGAAAGGCUCAGCUUUGAGGAAGCCGACGAGGUGAAACCGGAGGGUGAAUCGACAGCUGAAGACAAGUUUCCCGGGUUGGUGAAGAACAAAUCAACUCUCCAUGAUGUUUUGAUGAAUAAAGAGGGGAAUCAAGCUGAGGAUGGGGACGGGAAGGCUUUGAGGCCUCUACCACGGAGAAGCUUUGAUGAGAAACCGCCAGACCGACCGCCCAAAGAGCGCAAAUACUCAUUUACGGCUACAGCAGAAUCGCCAAUCGCCUCAUCCAUAAAAGACCAACCAGUGCCAGAACUGCCACCUCGUAGUCAAGCACCCGGGCAUCCAACCUCUCGUCCUAGCCUACCGCCCAAGAAGCCCUCGUUACCACAACUGCCUCUCACUUCCCCCUUUGGUAACGGCUGUAAGCCGAUGGAGUUUCAAAGAAGAAACUCGUCCAAUACCACACCGGUUGAAGCGAGAACGCUUAGUAGCGCAGAAGCGGCAGUUUCAACCCCAAUUUCAGCUUACGGAGGUAAAAGACCUCCGAUCUCCGCGCUGACCAUCUACAAGGACUCGAAUUGGCCAUCGCAGCCCGCUCCCGAUCAAAAGGCCGUUUCCAACGGCAAAACUCCGACUGAUUGCACCCCGGAAUUGAAACAAGUCCUAUCCAAAACUGAACUGGUGCUCAAAGAACUGUUGAGCCAUUUGAAACAAGCUUCCAUUAAGUGCCUUGGCCGACUCCCUAAUGGCGAUACGUCCCUGAUGGAAAAACAAAUGCAGAAAACGCGAGAAGAACUGACGAAUCAAUCGCUGCAGCUGGUAACGUCGAGUAAACUGCUCGUGAUUGCAAUGUCGGAACCAUCGCUGCCCGAGCUGCUGGAAAAUCUGACCAUGUGCUUGACCACAUUGAAAAGGCUGACCGAACUGUGCCAGGACCUGGUGGCCAGCACCACUACGGCCCCGUUGCAGAGCCGGAACCUGAUCAUGAACGUGUACGAACUGGUGGAGGCGUUCCGCGUGUUCUCCACCUCCAACAUUGACCGGAGCUCGACAAAGACUGUCCAAGAACACUUAGCGCUACACGCUGAGACUUUAGCCAAUAUUUUAUCGACGUUGUUGAAGCAUCUAAGGGUUUUUCCCUCGUAAUACUCCACUAGUUUAAUGAAUGGGCAGAUGUACUUAAACAAUUGUUUUCCAAAGAUGUAAAGAUGUUAACCUGUUUUCAAGUAUUACCAGCUGGACGGUGUUUGCUUUGUGGCGGACUUUUCUCAAAACGUUUCGCCUCUUUAAGGUGAGCCAAAGAGCUUUCUCCGUCCGGCUGCCUAUAUGGGAAUAAAAUAUAUAUGAGAA
Molecule: messenger RNA, 4469 nt
Organism: Dendroctonus ponderosae (mountain pine beetle)
Lineage: Eukaryota; Metazoa; Arthropoda; Insecta; Coleoptera; Curculionidae
Product: FERM and PDZ domain-containing protein 4
Exons: 14
Coding region: 324-4265 (1313 amino acids)
Cellular component (GO): cytoskeleton
Molecular function (GO): protein binding
Source: RefSeq, a predicted model, not a curated record